Molecule: messenger RNA, 458 nt
Organism: Hipposideros armiger (great roundleaf bat)
Lineage: Eukaryota; Metazoa; Chordata; Mammalia; Chiroptera; Hipposideridae
Gene: GAST
Product: gastrin
Exons: 3
Coding region: 143-457 (104 amino acids)
Biological process (GO): G protein-coupled receptor signaling pathway; response to food
Cellular component (GO): extracellular region
Molecular function (GO): hormone activity
Source: RefSeq, a predicted model, not a curated record
CUGGGUAGGGGGUGUGCAAGAAGUUUGUGAUGAGAAGUGGACCUGGGGAGAUGGGGCCGGGGAGGUGGCUGCAAGCUAAAUCCAGCCCAGCACAGAGGGCAUAAGGACAAGAGCGGGGACCACUCAGGGAUUUCAAGACAAGAUGCACAGAUUGUGUGUAUAUGCGCUGAUCUUCGCACUGGCUCUGGCCACCUUCUCUGAAGCUUCUUGGAAGCCCCACUACAAGCUGGAGGAUUCACCCUCAGAUCCAGGGGUCAACAGGGGCACGGAGCCACACUGGCGGGACCAGCUGGGUCCAGCCUCUCACCACCGGAGGCAGAUUGGGCUCCAGGGUUCCCCACACCUGGUGGCAGACCUGUCCAAGAAGCAGGGGCCAUGGCUGGAGGAAGAAGAAGCAGCUUAUGGAUGGAUGGACUUCGGCCGCCGCAGUGCUGAGGAAAGGGAUCAACAUCCCUAGA